Aplysia californica (California sea hare) is the source of this 6911-nucleotide messenger RNA. RefSeq lists its product as uncharacterized. The record is from RefSeq and is a predicted model, not a curated record. Lineage: Eukaryota; Metazoa; Mollusca; Gastropoda; Aplysiida; Aplysiidae.
GAUCAACAACUUGAUACAAACAAACGCAGGAGGCACCUCGUCGUCCCAAGAAGCCACGAAUCAGACACCCGUGAUUUCGUCAGUCAGACCAGAACCACCGCCCGGACACCCAGAAGCCCCGCCCACAGACCCUGAAAGUCAACGCCUCUUACCAGAAACACUACGCCAAGCACCAGAAAUACUAGGCCAAGCACCAGAAACGAGAUCCCAGACGCCCCAAAGGACGAGAAAAUCUCACGUCCCGGAUAUUCGCAAGCGCCGCCAAGUGGGCGUGGUUAACAGCAACAGUACACACGAGACUGCAAACCCACACUUGAAAGAGAAGACCAAUAGCAAAACAGACCCAAAGCCACCAGUGGGAAUCUUAAAAAACACAAAUUCUUCCCAGACCAACGACACUUUUCAACCAAAAACAUCACCAUCUAACAAAGUGCUCUCAAGUACGUUGUCGCUUUCAAAAAGUGAACAGACUGCGACUGACGGCCAUACAUUAGGUAUGGAGAUCGUUCAAAGUGUCACUUCGGCCAACCCCACACCGACCACUGCUGACCCCCCAUUGACCACGCACGGAGAACGGACGACAACAUUUAGUCCCAAUCGCAAUAAAGAGGUAGAGGCCACAUUUUCUACAACCCCUGCAGCUUGGGACAAAACUCAGAGCCCAGACUACGACGAGAUGAUCGCCGCGCUUCUGCGCGACUUGAGUGCCAAACUUCUUCAGCAUCAUCAGCUACAACAACAACAGCAACAGCAGCAGCAACGAGAUGGGCUGGACGGAUCAUCCAGAACCACGGGGGUCUCGGCCAACAAAGUGGUGGACGAGCUCAACAAAAUGGUAUGGAUCCCAGCCUUCAGCGGAGGUCAUGACCUGAGCCAAGACUACACCCCGUACCCACGACCUGCUCCAACGGCUUCUAUUUCCUAUCCUUCGAAGCCCAGGUCGUCCCCACCACCACAGAACUCCGAGCAGAAGCGACAGCCUGUAGCAUCGGCUGCACCUCAGACAAGUAUUACCUCGAUACCCGGGUCUGCAGGAAUGUUCUCAACACCAAAAUCUGGCCUUCAGGAUAACACGCCCAGUGUUGCUGCACACCCCGAACUGGAGAUGACCACAGCCCCACCACCAGCCACAGGGAGGAGCACAAUGAAGCCGACACAUGACGCCAAUGAAGUCAACGAGAAUCUCGUCUUGGGCCAGGCGUCUGGGAGAAGUAAAGGUCCAGGGCGAAGCAAAAACCAUAGCUCAGGACGACUGGGAACAAUCCCACAGGCUAUUAAAAACAGAAAAGAAAAAGACGCCAGUACCGUCCGAAUCAAGCAGAUCGGGGAAAUGAAUUUAAAGCCGAGAGUGGAAGGGAAAGAAAGAGGAGACCCAAUAACUCCAAUUAGCCUGAGUCCGGCGUUCAGACGAACAACGGCGACAACAGACACACCUAUAUUCAGCAGUUCUGCUUCUCCCAGUCAACGGGAGAGGGGAGACGUUCGACAAGGUCUGGGCACAAACCAGCAGGACAACCUAGAAGGCCCAGCACGUCGAGGCACAGAAGUUCACAGGGGAGCAACGCCAGCCUUAGACUGGGCGUGGCUAAAACAGCUGAUGGGCGGCAGUUCCGCUAAUCGCGCAACAGACUGGGCCUGGCUUCUGGACGCAUUACAGCAACUGUCACAGAACGCGCGGCUGGCGGAGGACAUGAGACAGAUCAGCAACAGAGGCAGGGAACUUGUUGGAGUUGUUACCCCUCAACCAUCCAAAGACAUCGAUGGGGAAGAGAAUCUGCUCCAUCACGAUGAGGUGAAGGAUGACUCCCACGAGUAUGGUACGGACAGAAAAGACUCCGAAGACAACAAUCGCGGUGACGGGGAGGAAGAGCUUCUUGACAACCCAUACUGGAACCUUGCUGAUGAUUCAGAUAACGACGAUGAUUCAGAUAACGACGAUGAUUCAGAUAACGACGAUGAUUAUGAACAAGAUCACAAAAAAGAGACUCGGUUGGAUAAAGAAAACACCCAUGAAGUCGUAAGUAAGCUAAAUGACAUGACUGCAGACGUAGGACAAGACACCAGGAAUGUGGAGGGCGAUGACUACACAGAAGAAGAGAUUGACAGCAAAGAUCACAGCGACGAUGAAAAAUACAAUAACAAAAAUCAUGGCAAAACAUCUAACGUGAGAGAUGCCCACGGUUUGCACAGAGACGAUUACCACACAGAAGCAAUCUACGACGUCAUUGACGAUAGCAGUGAGAACGACACCAGUUCCUCUAUUGAUACAUCGCUGAGUAAAGACAGCGACGAUGAAUAUGACAGUUAUGAGACAAGCGAUGAAGAAGACCAGAAAGACAAACAGGACGAGCCGUCUCUCGUUGAUAUGCAAAACGUCGCAAGUCAAAUCAAAUCUGUGGCGCAUGCUGACAAUACCACUGAUAAUAAGGAUCAUGGCCGCAAAGCUGAAAACAUUGGGACCGAUAAUGAUAUCACCAAUGAAGCAAGUCACAAGACAAAAGUGGCACCAGCUGACUAUGACGACAGCAACAUCAGGGACAAGGACUUUGUCCAAAGCCCCGACUCUCACGUCGACUCCAGCGAGAAGUCUGACAAGAACAGUGAUGAACUUGAAGAAGAGGACACGGACGAGGACAAAGAUGAGGUCAAUACAGACGACGACAACAGCGAAAGUGACGAUUAUAUGGAUGAUUACAAUGACGAGGAUGAUGACGAGGAUGAUGAUGGCGGCAGCCACAGUGAUGAAAACGAUUCCACAGGCCCUUUGGAGAAAGAUCAAAGCGUCCUACCACCUGCCUACAACGUCGUCCGUGACCCAGCCUCAAAGCAAGGUCAACAACCGCAGAUCAAGACCUCCCCUGUGCUCAACCUUUAUCAACGCUUCCGAAGCUCUACCAGGAGAAAACAGUUGCGACUUUCGCCGCCUCAUCAGUUACACCAGUCUCAAUAUGGUAUAUCAAAGAGGUCUGCAAGACGAACGACACGCUCCAUCUCCCUUGAACAAACUUUGACAAACUCCAAGUUGGUGAGGGAUAAAAGACAGACUGCUCACGUCUUCUGGGACCAGUUCAUAAACAACCUUUUCCCACCCGCUCCCAAGCAACAAGACCCCUCCAGUUACAACCACCUUUCACAGAACGCUCCAGCCCUAAAUACUGGAGAUAUCCCUUUUCCUUCAAACCCAUCGGCAUCCCCAUCAUUUCCAACAGACAUCCUCAAUCCCGCAACUCAGAUAGGCGGCGACUCUAACGUUCCUCACAGCACCCACUACGAUACUGGUCAGUACUCGAGCUCGCAGCACAACACAGGACUCACACAGGACAAACAACAUAUCAACAACAACAUGUAUAACACCAAGAACCCACAACCCAAUUUAUACCCACACCUAAAUUUUGACCCAAAUUACUCGCCCCAGGACAACACAGCACAAAACGGCUAUAACAUGGGCUCCAGAGCAUCAACAAACACAGCACAAAACGGCUAUAACAACAUGGGCUCGAGAGCAUCCACAAACACAGCACAAAGUGGAGUCAACCCAUACAGCUCACAAAACUAUAACCCGCAUGACUACUCCAUGUCAAAUACCUACCGAGACACACCACAGCAAAUGGCAAAUCUGUCUCCCCCAAACAGCGAUCAAGGAAGGCCACAGCAGGCUGACUUGCACCACAACCCCCUGCAAGUUCCCCUGGCGAACAUCCAGGGCACAUCCCAAGUGUCCAAUCUUCACAGCAGUUCCUCGUCCUACCCCAGAGGAGGACGACCACGAACAUUUUACCACAGCCCUAUCGCAGGAUACCCAAACUACAUGACGUACCUCGGCCUGCGAACAGGCUCUUCUUUCGGCUAUCCGGGUGGCGCGCGAGGGUAUAUCAACGAAAACGUCGGCUCCAGCGGCGGGAGCUACGAGCCUGGGGAAUCCCCUUCCCACGAGCUGGCCUCCGACAUGGAGGAGAUCCUCACCAGCUUGUUUCAGCGCUACUGGGAGAACGUGCGGAAAAUGUUCACCACCCAGGCCGUCCCCACCACGCCUGAGAUAGACUUUGAGGAGACAACCACUACCACCACCAUGGCAACAACAGCGACCGCUGCACCACCUUCCACAACACCAUCAUCACCCAUUACAACGACAAAAUCCCAGCCACUACCGGCAGUAACAACAACAUCUUCAUCAUUCCCAGCAAAUGGGAAGGCGGGAACAAAAGCAAACGGAGCUCCUACAAACCGUGCAGGAAAACUGACGACUUCAGCAGCAUCGUCCCCGGCGCCGGCACAGCCAAACUCCUCACAACCUCAAGAUGCCUUCAACUCAGGAGCAACCACUGCCUCAACAAACAAACAAAACAGCGAAAAAACCUCCCCAACAUCAGCUACGCAAACGGUUUAAAUGAAGUUCCAUUUGCCCUUUACAAAAUGUUUACAUCAGAAAAAGGAGCGGAAAAUGUUGGUUCAUAAUGAAGAGUAGCACGUAGGACAGAAACGUGCAUAGUAUGUCACACUGAAGACAGACACUGUCAUAUAAGAAUGUACCAGUGAUGGACAUUUUUGCUUUAUGGCCAUUUGAGUCCUUUGUCAAAACAAAUAGUUGAACAUAAAGCCAAAAUUUGAACUACUCCUAAAGAAAGUAACAAUAGUCAUUAUUCGAACCUGUAAACACAUUCUGUUAUUUUACUUCACAUAUUGCAUUCAAUGUGCUAUACAUCACAAUCGCAUCAUUUUUAUGGUGAAUACCUAAAAACCUGUCAAUUUAGUAUCUGGUCAAAGGACAAGGCUGACAAACCAUGGUGAUCUCUCAAAUAUCAAUUGGAGGUAACAAAAGGCUAAACUUGAGGUCAUGAAAACCAUCCUUGCAGAGCAAACCACAGGCUUGUACAUUUUGAAGGUUUUGCUUCUGGCAUCUAAAAAAAUUUCAUCUUGCGGCUUGUGCAUAUAUAUCGUCGGUGUCGCAAGCAAUCCAUUCAGGUCUGUGUGGGUACUUUUUACACCAAAGACAACAAACGAGUUUUUGUUGGGUGGUCCCUAUCAGAAACCGUGAAAAGAAAGAACAUAGUAAGCCUGGCCGGAGCACUAAACUGCAUUUUGGAGAUGUUGAAAGUUGGAUCUUCGAUAGAGCCUUGGGAGGGUGAAGAACUCGAAAACUCUCCAGAAUAGGGCUUAAGUGGACUGCUUGCAACAGCUUCAAUAUUCACAGUGCCAUAAGAAUAUGUAGGGGGAAAAUUUCAAGGUUUGCUUGCCCUUCUCAAUGGAAGAAGAAAAAGCAAGACAAACUGAUAUUAAAUAUCACUCAUUACAAGAUCCAUACCAUUCAUCUGCUUCAUUAUCACAAAUAUUUUCACAGCUAUUUUGAGCCUCAGUCAGGAUCAUCAUGAAGUGUAGGCAGCAUAAUACAGGUGGACUUUUUAUCUAGAGUAAAGUAGUAGAAUUCUUUCACUGGUGUAAUAACACACGUGGACUUUUCAUCUAAAGUAGUAGAAUUCUUUCACUGGUGUAAUAACACAAGUGGACUUUUCAUCUAAAGUAGUAGAAUUCUUUCACUGGUGUAAUAAUACAAGUGGACUUUUCAUCUAAAGUAGUAGAAUUCUUUCACUGGUGUAAUAAUACAAGUGGACUUUUCAUCUAAAGUAGUAGAAUUCUUUCACUGGUGUAAUAAUACAAGUGGACUUUUCAUCUAAAGUAGUAGAAAUCUUUCACUGGUGUAAUAAUACAAGUGGACUUUUCAUCAAAAGUAGUAGAAUUCUUUCACUGGUGUAAUAAUACAAGUGGACUUUUCAUCUAAAGUAGUAGAAUUCUUUCACUGGUGUAAUAAUACAAGUGGACUUUUCAUCUAAAGUAGUAGAAUUCUUUCACUGGUGUAAUAAUACAAGUGGACAUGAGAAACAACAGUCUAGAGCCUAAAUUUAACAACUGUGCAGAAAAAAAAACCUGAAUCCUUCCCACAACAGAAAUAAUAAUAAUAAUAAUAGAUAGCAUUUGUAAUGCGCAUAUCCCCGCUCAACAGCAGGCUCUAUGCGCUUUACACUAUAUAAGAAUAAAAUGUAGGAUCCUCACAUCUAGCAAUGGCUCCUCUACUGGCAAUGAAACAAUUUGUAAAUGCUCACAGGAAACUCCUAAAGCAAGGAAAUAGCACAAAGAACAGAGACACUUGCAUGUCUCGCUACAAUCAACCAUGACAGGUAAAUAUGCCAAAGGGGCAAACAUUCCACAUACUUCCACAAAGGGGAAAACUUUGAGGACAAGACUGGCCAGGAUUUAUCGUCAGCGAGUGAAAAAUGUGAGCUGCCAUCUUGAAAACUAAUGUACUUUUUCUUCAGUCAGUAAACAGGAAUGGUACAACAAGUCAAGGGUGUUCUUGUAGAGUCAACUCAACCCUCCCACUGAAGAGAUAGUACACAAUAGAUUACCACUUUAGUUUUAUGCUAUGAAUACGUUAGGGGUAAUGCUUAUCACUUAUCUUAAGAUGCCAUUGUACAAGUAUUAAUGAGGGUGAAAUUCGUCUGUUCCAUAACGGAACAAGGAAUGCCAGGCAUCACAAUCAACCAAAAAUAGAAAUUUGAAAUCCAUGUCCAUUCAUGUUAUUUCCAAAGUCCUCCAAUAGCCAGACUUUCCCCAAUUAUUGGAAAGGAGAAGCUGCAACUCAUUAUUAUAACUGCAUAUUAUGUUCCAUUCCUGUACAGAACUCAUAUUGUACAUUGCUUCCUAUCACAACUCUUGUCAAUCUUAGUGUCUUUUGUUCCAGCUUAUUCCAAAGACAUCUUUCUAAACAAGAGUAUUUUCUGACAUCUUCAAGGGGCCCAACUCUUGUAGAAAUGAUGCAUUUAUUAUCUGUAUUGCUUCCAGUUUAUAGUCAUUUCUACAUUGCAUCUGACAUGUGGAUUUCACAAUUUUACAAAUAAAGACAAUCUACAACUGUU